AUGUUUUGCAGUUUUUGCAGCUUUUGCUCUUUUUUGCUUUUUGCACUGUGGAGCCUCAGUCAGCCCAGCUUGCAGAUUUCACGACCCAGCAAGACCGGGAGCCAUCUGGACCCCAAUGUGAAGGACUGGGGAGACUAUUCGGACCUUCCCCCCGGAAUGGAGCUUGGCUUGCAUGAGAACGGACAGCGUCGCGGCGAAGCUGGAGAGUUUGGACCGGAGUUGGAUUUUCUUUCGGAUUUUGCAGGUAAAAAGCGUCUGUGGGUGAUAGCAGCCCCCUCCCACAACGACCACUACCUCCGUAUGAUGGAGAAGCAGCUGGAGGACGCGGAUCAGAAAUCCCUGAACUGCCGUCUGGCAGAACGAGACACGGUCAUCGUCACCGUCAUCCAGAACGCCAUGAUGGAAGGCCGCAUCCAGAGCACCAGCGUACAAGGAGACGCCACUGUGGAGAGCUUGGACCCUGACACUGUCACCAAACUGCUGCACUACCUGGAACUCACACAGGAGCAAACCUUCAACAUGUUGGUGCUGAAAAAAAACCUGAGAGUCAGCGAGCGCUUCCCCUACCCGGUGCGCGUGGAGGCCAUCUUGGAGAUGAUCGAUCAGUUCCCCAUGAGGAAGCUGGAGAAGAUCACCAGAAAGGGCUCCAACUUAAGGUGCCACAGCGCCAAGAAGAAGGUUGUGCGGACAAGGAAGAAGAGCAAGAAGAAGAUCGUCCUCGGUCCUCACAGGCACAGCAACGUCAGCCGGAUGGCGGCGUUGCAGAGGAAAGCCGCCCUGAAGAGGAAGGUCCAAGACAUCCUCAACGGGAGGUCCAGGUUUGUCAUCCGUAAGGCGCCCGCCCCCAGGAGGGCACCCGGCAGUGGCGGCAAACAGGAAGAGGACAAAGAGAAGGGGCACCCGCCUCCGCACGUGUCGGCCGGAAAAGAGGAAGUGAACAAGCAAAGGCCGGACGCCACCCCGGAUGGGGGGCCGAGGAUGCCCUCUGAGGAGAGCAUUCAUGUCAAAGAGGACAAAAGCAGGGAAAAGAAGAAGGACAAAGGGAAGAAAGGGAAGAAAGGGAAGAAAGGAAGAGGAAAGAAGUCCAACAAAGAAGUUAGCGAGAAGGACAGAAGUGCCUUGAAGGACUUUCUGGAGCAUUUGAAGGGGAAAAGACGGUUGAUGCUGAUGUCCACCCCCGGCAGAGACGGCAAGCUGUACUUGGAGCAGCUGGCCCAGAACGACAAACAGCGCUGCCAGCUUGCCGCCAGGAAGGUCACCGUGGCAGCCAUCGUGGGCCAAGGCGCCGACGCCACGCUCACGCUGCAGCACCACCAACUCGAGUCGGAGCCUGCGUUCGAUUCGCUGGUGAGUCGGCAGCUGUCAGAUUCGGACCUGACGCCGCUGCUGAGAUCCGAGCUGGGUUUGUCUUCCCCCGACCUUUUCUCCAUGACCAUCACCGACUACGACAUCAAGCCCCAGAGAGUCUUUGAAGCCCCGCUAUCCAGCACGGCCAUGUUGGAGUACGUGGAUAGCUUUCCCUCACGGAGCGCUGAAAAGGAAGAAGAGAGGAAACAUCCUCCAACUUGUGGAGCCGACAAGCAGCAAUCCGACCAGGAGAACCCCCUGCUCAGGUUCAUGUCCAAGAGGAGACUCCUGCUGCUGUCCGCUCCAGCUGAGGAUGACUAUUCUCUCCAACAGCAGCUCUCUGCUCUCAAUGGGCAGCAAUGUCACCUUGGUAUUCGCCACUUUGCCGUGUUGAAGCUGAUCGGGGUUGGAGACAAAUCCUCGGGGACGCUAGAGCUCUUCCCCCUCAACGGUCGUAGUCAGAGCCAGGUGGAGCCCUUAGCCCGCCACGCCGUCGCCAACCUGCGGGAUCAGCUGAAGAUCAGCAAGGACUACUUCAGCAUGUUGGUGGUGGGCAAGGACGGAGACGUCAAGGCGUGGUUCCCGUCCCCCAUGUGGUCCUUGGACAACAUCUACGACCUGGUGGACUCCAUGGAGCGCCGACUGCAGGAGGAAAAGCUGCAGAAGCUGCUCGGGAUUCACUGCCCGGAGGAGUCGGGAAGAGGAGGAGGAGGCGGCGAGGGGGAGCGUUACCAUGGAUACGAUGAGGAUGUAGCCUAA
Messenger RNA from Doryrhamphus excisus (bluestripe pipefish), 2106 nucleotides. RefSeq names its product coiled-coil domain containing 80 like 2 (gene ccdc80l2). The record is from RefSeq and is a predicted model, not a curated record. Lineage: Eukaryota; Metazoa; Chordata; Actinopteri; Syngnathiformes; Syngnathidae. Gene Ontology annotation, cellular component: basement membrane. Gene Ontology annotation, biological process: extracellular matrix organization; positive regulation of cell-substrate adhesion.